AUCUAUAAUUUUAGUUUAUAGAAGGAUCUUUUAAGUAAAUAUAUUGUUAUGUUUAAAUCAUUUAGACUUAUUAUUGUAGUAAAAUUUUAUACUUGAUUACGAAUUUAAACCUCUUUUAAUUGUGAAUAGUAUUUUAAAGGAAAUAUUUUUAAAAAGUAAUAAAAUUGGUUAAUUUAAUAAUUUAAUAUAAUUUUUACAUUUAACUUAUAUAGUACUUCUAUUUUAAUAUAAUAUAGACUAUAAUUAGAAAAUUUAUGAAAGUAGCAUACAAGUUUUAAUUUUAUUUUAUAAUAAAAUCUUAAUUAACAUUGAUUUGAAUAAUAUUAUACUGCUAAUUAUGAAAUUAAUUAAUGCAUUAUUAUAUAAAAUAUAUUUAAAUUUUUAGUAAGAUUUUUUGUCAACAGAUAUUUUAUAAUUAAAAAUAAAAUUAAAACAGUUUUAUAUGUGAAGUUGUUAUAUGUGUUGAUUAUAUAAAAUGUGAUAUUAUAAUAUAUAAAUAGAAGUUGUGAUUUUUAUUUCAAUAGAGUAGAUGUUAAAUAAUAUAAUGAAAGUAGGAACACCAUCUUAUUAACAACCCAAGAAAACACUUAAUUGUAAAUUGCCUUUAGCCGCCACUCGCAACCCUCCAAAAGACGCACUAGAGUACACAAGCCAUGCACAUCCUCAGGCGAUAAUCCCCAUUCCCCAGUGACAGCACCCAAAACAAAAACCAAAAACAAAAAAAGAGAGAGCAAACCUUACGCUUCUUCAUGGACUCGUCUCAAUACGAUGGCGUAUACCAACCGCUUCUCUACCCUCCGGCUGAUGGAACGGUACCGCUUUCUCCAUCGACGGAGUCAAGUAACGGCGAGCUAGAGAGAGUGCUUUCCGACGUUGAAACUCCGUUUUUUCACCGCCUUCGUGAGGCCACGAUGAUUGAAUCCAAGCUGCUCUUCAAGCUUGCUGCACCUGCGGUCAUCGUCUACAUGAUAGGCAACCUAGAACUCGCCGCCGCUUCUCUUGGUAACACUGGAAUCCAAAUCUCCGCCUACGGUCUCAUGCUAGGAAUGGGUAGUGCGGUAGAGACGUUGUGUGGUCAAGCGUUUGGAGGUAGAAAAUACGAGAUGCUUGGCAUUUAUCUCCAGAGAUCCACCGUCUUGCUUACUCUCACGGGCCUUCUCCUAACGUUAAUCUACGUCUUCUCCAAACCUAUUUUGCUUUUCCUCGGAGAGUCGCCGGAGAUAGCUUCCGCCGCGUCUAUCUUUGUAUACGGCCUAAUUCCUCAAAUCUUUGCCUACGCCGUAAACUUCCCGAUCCAAAAGUUCCUCCAGGCGCAAAGCAUCGUGGCACCGAGUGCUUACAUCUCUACGGCCACUCUCUUUGUUCACCUUCUCUUAAGCUGGCUCGCUGUUUACAAGCUUGGCAUGGGGCUUCUUGGAGCGUCGCUCGUGCUUAGUCUCUCGUGGUGGAUUAUAGUGGUGGCUCAGUUUGUUUACAUCGUGACGAGUGAACGGUGUCGUCAGACGUGGAGAGGGUUUAGUGUGCAAGCGUUUUCUGGGUUACCGAGUUUUUUCAAACUCUCCGCCGCCUCCGCCGUGAUGCUUUGCCUUGAGACUUGGUAUUUUCAGAUCUUGGUUCUUCUUGCCGGACUCCUCGAGAAUCCGGAGCUUGCUCUAGAUUCUCUCUCCAUUUGCAUGACGAUUUCAGGAUGGGUGUUUAUGAUAUCUGUUGGGUUCAAUGCAGCGAUAAGUGUAAGAGUGAGUAAUGAACUUGGAGCUGGAAACCCUAAAUCAGCAGCGUUUUCUGUAAUCAUCGUCAACAUAUAUUCCUUAAUCACAAGUGUGAUCUUAGCCAUUGUUAUUUUGGCAUGCCGUGACUUUUUGAGUUAUGCGUUCACUGAGGGUAAAAAAGUUUCGGCCGCGGUUUCUGAUCUUUGCCCGCUACUUGCCUUGACGCUUGUUCUCAAUGGAAUCCAACCCGUUCUUUCUGGUGUGGCGGUUGGAUGCGGUUGGCAAGCGUUUGUGGCGAAAGUUAACGUUGGAUGUUAUUACAUUGUCGGAAUUCCUCUUGGGGUUAUCUUUGGGUUUUACUUCAAUUUCGAUGCCAAGGGUAUAUGGACCGGAAUGAUAUGUGGUACCCUUAUACAAACCGUUAUUUUAGCGUGGGUCACGUUUAGAACAGACUGGACAAAAGAGGUGGAAGAAGCUUCUAAAAGGUUGGACAAAUGGAGCAACAAAAAACUAGAAGUGGUUCCCGAAUAAUGCAAGUCGAUGUAAAUUUGGUAUUCAGUGAACCGAAUGGAUUCAUUGGUGUAUGAAAACCGAUGCAAAUGCUCAUGAUAACCCGUGUAAUGGGUACUAUAGUUAUCUUGAAUCCUCGAUCUAAGCUUUCAUUGAUAGAUGUGCUUUGCUUGCUAAAAAUAAAAAUAGAUGGUACUAUAUAUUUUGUACUAGAGUUCACCCGUAGGCGGGAUAGUAAAUUAAAAAGUAAUAUAAAACAUUUAUUAUUUGAAUGAGCAUUUGAUAUUUUUAGUUACAAUAUAACUUUCAUUAUUUAUUUUGUUAUUUUUAUUAGAAAUCACAAAUUUGUCUUAAUUGUAGUUGAUUGGAGUGCAUAUGGAUUAUUAUUAGCUUAUGUGUUUAUUUAUU
This is a messenger RNA of Brassica napus (rape), 2627 nucleotides long. RefSeq names its product protein DETOXIFICATION 40-like. Lineage: Eukaryota; Viridiplantae; Streptophyta; Magnoliopsida; Brassicales; Brassicaceae. The transcript has 8 exons. Bases 750 to 2240 code for a protein of 496 amino acids. Gene Ontology annotation, molecular function: xenobiotic transmembrane transporter activity; antiporter activity. Gene Ontology annotation, cellular component: membrane. Gene Ontology annotation, biological process: xenobiotic detoxification by transmembrane export across the plasma membrane. The record is from RefSeq and is a predicted model, not a curated record.